GAUUGUGACGGGUGUUUGCCUGUUUUAUUUGCUCGUCAACUUGCUGCUGCUGCAGUGGGCAGUUGUGAAGCCUAUGGCUCAGUUCAGCAACGAUGAGCAUCACUUGAAUGCCACACUGGCAAGGAUCCUGAAGCCCCGCUGGCCCGGCAGCUUGGGGCACUCGCAGGUGCGCGAUUUCCUCCUGCAGGAGCUGCAUGCGCUGGGCUUCCACACGGACCGGGAUGAGUUUGUCGAUGGUGUGGCCUUCACCAAUGUGAUGGGCAUCAUCAAUCCGGAGGCAAUGAAUUUUCUGCUGCUCUGCUGUCACUACGAUACUCCACACUUGACCGAUGUCGCGGGUUUUGUGGGUGCCACCGAUGGCGCAGUGCCGUGUGCAAUUCUCCUGAACAUGGCCAAGACUUUGGGCUCCUAUUUCAGGGAGGAACUGCGGAAACGACUGGACAUUGGUUUGGCACUGGUGUUUUUUGAUGGCCAUGAGCCAAUGCCCAGCGAUCCGCAGAAAUCCAAUGUGCUGCGCGGCUCCAAGCGAUUCGUCCAAAUGGAGACACUGCCGCUAGAGAGCAUUGAGGUUGCCAUUGCCUUGAACUUCAUUGGUGCUCCUUCCCAGGCAUACAUGAGCCACUACGACAGCACUUACAGACUGCACAAUCGCCUGGCGGAGAUUGAGCUGGAUCUGCGGGAAUCGGGACAACUCUCCCAGUGCCAUUUGUUGUUUCAAAAGCUAAAGGAUCACGACACUGAUCUGCCCGACGAUCAUUAUCCAUUCCUCGAUGAAGGUGUGCCCGUGAUGCAUUUGGCACCUUACAGAUACCCGGAAGUGUGGCAUACUGCGGAGGAUAAUACCGAGCACUUGCACUGGCCAACUGUUCUCAAUAUGAACUCAAUAAUGCGACAAUUUGUUUACGAAUACUUGGAGAAGCAUGAUGAUGAUACCACGUACCGUCUGGAUAGUUAAAUUGAAUCCAAAUUGAACUGAUUUAUGCAAAAAAUUUCUAGAUAUCCAUUAAACGUUAAGCGAGGUCAUGCAUAGCGAUCAA
Messenger RNA from Drosophila guanche, 1037 nucleotides. RefSeq names its product glutaminyl-peptide cyclotransferase-like protein. The coding region runs from base 74 to 955 and encodes 293 amino acids. Gene Ontology annotation, molecular function: zinc ion binding; glutaminyl-peptide cyclotransferase activity. The record is from RefSeq and is a predicted model, not a curated record. The transcript is spliced from 4 exons. NCBI's taxonomy places the organism in Eukaryota, Metazoa, Arthropoda, Insecta, Diptera, Drosophilidae.